CCCUCGCCCUCCCCACACCCUAAAACACAAAUGACACUAAUUGUAUCCAAAGUGAUUCUAGGGAAAAUGGCACAGUUCUUUUCAUACUGAAUUAAAUAAUGCAAAUUAGGGGCAGGGUUCAAUCUGCUUAAGAAGUUGAUUUGGGGCUGAAUACUGAGUGUUUGAUUUAUUAUUCAAAUUCAAUUCUGUAGAUUUUGUUCUAAUUUCUUUUAGAUAGGUUCUUUCUUGAUGGGAUGGCUUGGUGUUGUGUUCAAAGGGGACAUAUCUCAGGUUUCUGAUAUUCUAGCUAUUGCGUCGACAACUGGAUAUUUGGGAAGUUUAACUACUUUCAGUGGCUGGAAUCAGAAAAUGCUUCAACUUUGUGUUAAAAGCCAUUGGGUUCUUUCUGUUGUUGGUUUUCUCAUUGGUAUAGUCCUUGUAGCUGUAUUAAUCACUUUGGGUGUUGAAACAGCACAAGUUUUCAGAUGGCUGUUAGGGAAGCUCAGCAGUAACUGGAGGGUGAACAGCUUCAAGAAGCAAAUAGCAGUUAUGGUGUUUUGGUUUUGAUGCUGAGCUUGUUGUGUGGUGUUAGUGGGUCGUUAUUGAGGAGACUAUUGGAUGAUGGUGGCAGCAGUGCUCAGCUG
This is a messenger RNA of Telopea speciosissima, 623 nucleotides long. RefSeq lists its product as uncharacterized. Bases 229 to 546 code for a protein of 105 amino acids. Gene Ontology annotation, molecular function: fluoride transmembrane transporter activity. The record is from RefSeq and is a predicted model, not a curated record. Gene Ontology annotation, cellular component: membrane. Gene Ontology annotation, biological process: fluoride transmembrane transport. The transcript is spliced from 2 exons. Lineage: Eukaryota; Viridiplantae; Streptophyta; Magnoliopsida; Proteales; Proteaceae.